Molecule: messenger RNA, 725 nt
Organism: Psylliodes chrysocephalus
Lineage: Eukaryota; Metazoa; Arthropoda; Insecta; Coleoptera; Chrysomelidae
Source: the annotation of a GenBank genome assembly
AUGUAUGUACUACCGCCGACAUUAUGGUCUUCCAAGAGUCGAAGCUUUAUUGGGGUCACAUGCCAUUGGUUGGAUAAAGACCUCAAGCGACACUCAGUGGCAUUAGCAUGUCAAAGAUUUGCGGGAAUCCAUUCAUAUGAUCGAAUUGCAGAGACUUUGGAGGACAUUCACAAAAAAUACAAUUUAGAUACAACCAAAUUAUUAGCCACUGUAACUGACAAUGGUUUUAACUUCGUUAAGUGUUUUAAAGAGUUUGGUUUAAACAUAGUUAAUAAGAAACACUCUACUGAAGAAGACAGUGACUUUGAAGAAAAAGAAGAUGAAGUCGUGUUUAACCCUAUCAUUUUAUCAGACUCUGAGUCAACUCUCGACAGUUCUAAUUUUACACAGGAAAGAUAUUUGCCGCAACACAUAAGAUGUGCCUCACCAUAAAUCUCAUUGCAAUUACCCAUUACAAAAAUUCGGUAAAUGGUUUAUUGCCAUUGCAACAAAAAAACACACAAAUAUUUUCCAAAUGUUCUAAAUUGUGGAAUAAAUGCGGUCGGCCGAAAUCGGCUGAGAUAAUACAAGAAGAACUUGAACAUAAGUUAAAAGUUCCAGGAAUUACGAGAUAGAACUCCACUUAUGACGCUGUCGUCCGAAUUGUUUCCAUCAAGGAUAAGUUCGAAGUUCUAUGUGAUAAACUUAUAAUUCCGGUAUUUAAGGAGCAUGAAAUAUCCUUUUUA